Molecule: messenger RNA, 2896 nt
Organism: Pungitius pungitius (ninespine stickleback)
Lineage: Eukaryota; Metazoa; Chordata; Actinopteri; Perciformes; Gasterosteidae
Gene: stx19
Product: syntaxin 19
Exons: 5
Coding region: 268-1170 (300 amino acids)
Biological process (GO): intracellular protein transport; synaptic vesicle fusion to presynaptic active zone membrane; exocytosis
Cellular component (GO): presynaptic active zone membrane; synaptic vesicle; plasma membrane
Molecular function (GO): SNAP receptor activity; SNARE binding
Source: RefSeq, a predicted model, not a curated record
AACUUGCUCCCUGUUGCUUGGUGUAACUGGUCCAGAGGCACUGAUGAGCCUCGAGGGAAUGCAGGGAGAUCUAACCAUUGCGCGAUGAAUUCAAAAAGCUUCUGACUUGGUCUUGGAUUGCGUUUGAGAUCAGCUCUGGAUGGGAGAACUUAGCAGACAGCCGAUAAUGGAACACCAGCAUCAAGCGUCUUCUUAUCAACUUUGCCUGCCCAUUACAUCAUUGCUGUCUCUCCUGAAGAGCCACCUUUCAAUGAGCCUCCUUCCACAAUGAGAGACCGCUUGGAGGAGCUUCACCUGAGGGCUGGAGACGUCUCUGCGGCCGAAAGUGAGGCGGUCAACUCUUCCUCGGCGGAGGGAGUCAAUGGCGACUCCGUGGCGGCCGUUGAGCCGCAGGCUGUUGUGUUUGAGGAGGAGCCAAUCAUUGAGAACUUCCUGUCUGAGGCUCAGCAAAUCAGAGACGAUAUCACAGUGCUCAACACAGAGGUUCUUAAAUUUGGCCAGCAGCAGAAAAUGUUGGUGGCGACCAUGCGUCGAUUCAGUGUGAUGAAGAAAGAGAGCAGCGUAACCCGGGACGUCAAGCUCAAGGCCGAGAGCCUCCACCGCCGCUUGGACGCGCUGUCCAAGCGGGUGCAGACGACCGAGGAGCAGCAGGGCCCCGCGGCUGUUACAACCCGAAUACAGCGCUGCCAGCAUGCAGCGCUCUACAGCAAAUUUCAAAAGGUGAUGCUGCUGUAUAAUGAAGGCCUGCUGAUCAAGCAGGAGCGAUGUAAGCACUUCAUUCUACGGCAGCUGGAGGUGUCCGGAAGGGAUGUGACGGAGGAUGAGGUGAAUGAAAUGGUGGCCUCGGGAAAAUGGGAAGUCUUCAACGAGAACUUGCUGAACGAUGCCAGAAUCACACGCUCCCAACUAUCGGAAAUUGAGCAACGACACAAGGAGCUGUUGAGCCUGGAGAACAACAUGAAGGAGCUGAGGGACCUGUUCUUUGACAUUUUCGUGUUGGUUGAGGAACAAGGGGCCCACAUUGAGCACAUCCAGACCAAUGUAGAAAGGACACAGGAUUAUGUGGCCGUAACUAAUGAGAAGUUCAAGAUGGCUGCCAGAUACAAGAAGAAUAACCCACUUCGCCAGCUGUGCUGCUGCUGCUGCCCACCCUGGAGGUGCUGCCUCUAAAAAGUGUGUUUUUUAACGCAACAAUUCUGAGUAACAUCUUAUUUCAAAAAGUCUCACUUAACUUUUAAGGGUGAGCAACGUUGGAUUCAAGUACCAAUAAAGUGAAGGUUAUGGCAUUCUUUUUUUCUUUUUUUGCUGUCAAACACAGCGAAGGUGGAGACGGAUUCAGCAGAGCAAAGAAAACAAUUAGGGGAAAAGCCAGAAUUGGUAUUUGAGGCACUUGUUUCUUUCAAAAAGGAUGUGAGUGGACGGCUGUUGUAAGAGACAGUUCAGUGAGUGCUACUCACCAACGCCGCUGCUUAUUGGAGACCUUCACUGUCAUCUGACAGAGGUCACAAACAAGGGGAAACCACUGCCUCUGCACCAUCAGCAGCACGGAUCUCUCGCCUUCUUCUCAUGCCACGGAGCUCUAGUUAAUGUCAUUUUAUCAUGCACUUUACAUAGGAGUACAUGCACUUCCGAUAUUAAUAUAUCUAUAUACAUGUAUGUAUGUAUACAUAUAUUUAAAUCUGUUUUUUUCUUUUUAACACAAACCAAAAUUUAAAGUAGCGGAGAUAUGUUCUCUCUUUUAUUUUUCGAGCCAUAUUGUAUUAAAACAUUUAAAGAUGGAACUUCUAUUUGUAAAUCUGUUUGGAUAAAAAAUAAGCUGGGAUAUACCGUGUACGUGUGCCAUCCUUGCUAAAACUGAUACCUUCCUACAAAAACAAUGCUUUCUUUUUGUAGGAAGAAAGACUCUUAACCAAUUGGAAUUUGGAGGACCACCAUUAGGACUACAAUACCAGGAAAAUCCUAGAUCUGCUACACCUGUUAACAGCUGGAUAGAAAACAGAUCGGCUAAACCGUGAUUCUGUUCAGGUUCAAUGCUUGAUCUCAUUUACUGGCAAAAGGACUCUAAACUGGUGACAAAGAGGAUCUUCAGUGAGUCAUUGAACCAGGAUAUGUGGUGUCCGGGACACAAUACAGGUGAACUAGGUGUGCCAGGGACAGACUGGGAAAUCUGGUUCGCCUGCGUUUCCAUGGUGGUUCCCAAACAGAUCUCGUGUUCCCAUAUGGAAGAGUGACUAAACGGAACUGUCAAGAGUCCAGAUUAAAUAACUCCCAAGCUUACAAAACCAUUAUAAGCACAUGUUCAUUUUCACUUUGAUUUGAGUCAAAGAGCUUAAAGUAACCUUGCAAAGUUGCAAAUGAUAUUUUGUAAGUCGAAGUCGGUCAUUGAUGAUUCAUGUGAAGAAAUAAUUUCUACCAAUGAGUGAUUUCAUUGAUGUUAAGUACUAUUUAUAAUGCACCAUCGGGUCCAGUAGAUGAACCAAGUCCGUCGAGUGCAAGCCGAGGUGUUUGGUGGACCUCUGCUAUUAGAAUACAAACGUCUCUUCUUCUACUAGAAAUGAAAGGUCUCUUCUUCUAUUAGACUGGAAACGUCUGUGUCACAGUCUCACUGCGAAUCGUAUUUGGAAACAAAUACCCAAAUGCAUCUGAAGCGCGCAUCUCAGUAUGUCAAUGAUAAACGAACAGCACGUCGUUACACUGCACAACAUCGUUUCAGCCUCCAUCCAAUCAUGAUGAGGAAAUAUUUAGCACAGCUGGAAAUUGCAGGGUUCCCGCACAGCAACAAUGCCAUCCAGUGUUCACUGAGAUAAUUGCUACGUCCCCACCAAGCUGUUAAUGGGCACGUUACCACACAAUGCUGUAAUAAUGUAAGUAGUAUAAAAUAUUGCUGUAGUGCACA